Cooperia oncophora is the source of this 468-nucleotide messenger RNA. The record is from the annotation of a GenBank genome assembly. NCBI's taxonomy places the organism in Eukaryota, Metazoa, Nematoda, Chromadorea, Rhabditida, Trichostrongylidae.
AUGUCACCAAAAACUGACCGGCCAACCAGUGGAACGGACGAUGAACGAAUGAUUGGAAAGGCGGUCAUUGACGCUUCGACCAAAGCUCCCAGUAUAGCAGUGGAAAGUGUCAAUCAGCAGGCCAAACAAGUAUCUCGCUCAAAGUUCUGGGGUGAAGCUCGGACGGUCGUUCUAGAACGAGAGCCGAACAAGUCGUUUGGUAUAUCAAUAGUAGGCGGGCGAGUUGAAGUCUCCCAAAAGGGUGGAUUGCCUGGAACGGGUAGCACAGUAUCAGGAAUUUUCAUCAAGAGCGUGCUACCAAACAGUCCUGCCGGCCGAUCGGGUAUGAUGAACAUGGGCGAUCGAGUAAUCUCUGUAAACGAUAUUGACCUACGAGAAGCGACUCAUGAACAGGCGGUGAAUGCCAUCAAGAACGCCACGAAUCCAGUUCGCUUUGUACUUCAGUCGCUUCACAGCUUUACCCCACAA